Molecule: messenger RNA, 1551 nt
Organism: Lithohypha guttulata
Lineage: Eukaryota; Fungi; Ascomycota; Eurotiomycetes; Chaetothyriales; Trichomeriaceae
Exons: 2
Coding region: 1-1551 (516 amino acids)
Biological process (GO): transmembrane transport
Cellular component (GO): membrane
Molecular function (GO): transmembrane transporter activity
Source: RefSeq, a predicted model, not a curated record
AUGGAUUACAAGGACGAGAAGAUACUUGACACUGAGAGACUCGAGAGAGUGGACUCAGACGACUCCGAGGCCAUCAACAAUGCUCACAUCGAUGCCUUCACUCCUGCAGAGCAGAAGGCGAUCAUCCGCAAGAUCGAUUUGCGCUUGGUCCCAACUCUCGGCUUCAUGUACUGUGUGUCACUGAUGGACCGAACCAACCUUGGUAUCGCUGUCGUUGCUGGCAUGGGUACCGACCUUGUUUUGGCUGGCGAGAGGUACAGCAUCAUUGUACUCGUCUUCUUUAUCACCUACGUUGCCCUGCAACCACCUGCCACUGUCAUUCUCCGAAAGCUGGGUCCCCGUGUGUUCUUGCCUUCCAUCGUCAUUCUUUGGGGUUUAGCUAUGGUCGGAUUUGGUUUCGUCAAGACAUGGACUGACCUGCUCCCUCUACGUCUCGUACUCGGAAUAUUCGAAGCUGGAUUCUUCCCAGGCUGCGCUUACCUUUUGAGCUGUUGGUAUCCACGCUACGAACUUCAGAAGCGCAAUGCGGUCUUCUACCUAAUCGGCAGCAUGUCCUCAGCUUUCUCAGGUAUCCUAGCUUAUGGCUUCUCCCAACUACAAAACCACGGUGUUCAAUUUGGUGCUCCAUGGCUCGGUGUCCACCACGGUCCCACGAAGAAGAACCCAACAGCUCCUAGAUACUUCGGUCCUGGCCUCUCAGGCUGGCGGUGGAUUUUCAUCCUCCAAGGUCUUGUCACUGUUGUGGUCGGCCUCAUUGGCUGGUACUUCAUUGUUGACUUCCCAGAACUCGCCGCCAAGAAGGGUCUCGGCAAGAAGUUCCUCACCGAAAAGGAGGUCGAAUUCGUCGUUGCUCGAAUUGAGAAAGAUCGUCACGAUGCUAUCCCGGAAGCAUUCAGCAUCGGCAAAUACCUCAGAAACGCUCUUGACCUCAAGGUCUGGGGCUUUGCAACACUUUUCAUGCUUACCACCACCAUGACCUAUGCCAUUGCAUACUUCCUCCCCAUCAUUCUACAAGUCGGAAUGGGCUUCUCGGUCGCUGAGGCUCAAUGCUUGAUUGCACCACCAUACAUCCUCGCAGCAAUCGUCAUGUUCGCCUUUGCCUGGGCUGGCGACAAGUACCACAUUCGAUCUCCUUUCAUCAUCGCCAACGGCUGCAUGGGUCUCAUCGGUAUCGCCCUCCUCGGCUACGUCCACAACGUCGGUGUCCGAUACUUCGGUGUCUUCCUUGCAACCACUGCUGCCAACGCCAAUGUUCCUUGCGUUUUGACAUGGCAAGCUAACAACAUCCGAGGCCAGUGGAAGCGAGCUCUUUGCUCCGCCACCCUCGUCGGUGCUGGUGGUAUUGGUGGUAUCAUCGGUGGUACUGUGUUCAGAGAGCAGGACAAGCCAGCCUAUGGUCCAGGUAUGUUGACCUGCAUGCUUGCUGCCGCCUUGAUCAUCGUCAUCACUCUGCUCUUGGAUCUCAAGUUCUACCGAGCAAACAAGAGAGUCACCGACAACCCUAACGCUAAGCCGAUUGAGGGCUUGGUAGGAUUCAAGUAUACUUUGUAG